Molecule: messenger RNA, 4481 nt
Organism: Daphnia carinata
Lineage: Eukaryota; Metazoa; Arthropoda; Branchiopoda; Diplostraca; Daphniidae
Product: calcium-activated chloride channel regulator 1-like
Exons: 10
Coding region: 200-4189 (1329 amino acids)
Source: RefSeq, a predicted model, not a curated record
GGCUGCGAGAACACGUGUGUCUCCGCGUGUCGACAUCUGUGAUCGUGUCUGUGAACUACAACAAUUUUUAAUUUUCGUUUUUGUUGAAAGAAAUCAAACAGUUUAAUGAUAGGCAAUUUGACGUCAUGAAACAUCCAAUGGAUUGACACCUUCGAUAAGAAUAGAAUCGCACUUUUUCGAAUCACAAACUGAAAACAAAAUGGUGGUCGUGAAAUUCGCAGUGAUUUUCUUGCAGUUGUUGUUAUUGCCAAUCAUCGAUGUUCAUUUGGAUCAAAGUGUGGCUGCAUCGGCCAUUAUCCAACGGUUAAUCGUGCGCCUAGAAGAACCCACUCUUCCAUCGAGCGACAAUUGCACGUUCUUCAAACAAAUCGAGAAUGUGUUGACGUCGACGUCGGAGCAGCUGCACAACGUGACCGGGGGUCGGUUGCAAUGGGACAGGAUCAGCGUGUUGGUCUCUAAAUCGCUGGCGCAAGAUUGUUUUCGAUUGACGAGACAUCAGCAGCGAUUGCAAGUCAUCAAGAACAAGAGGAUGAACGCGCAAUUGGCCGCCUCGCAGACGGCCGACAUCGUCAUUCACGACGGAUCGCAUCCGCUCAUCGCCGAUCUACCACACGCCAAACAGUACGGCGGAUGCAAUCAGCAAGGAUUGGGAGUUCAUCUGAGUCGUUCGUUUAUCCGCUCCUAUCAUCCCCUUCAUUCCUUCAUUUCCGGUCGGCAAGUGUUGAGAGAAUGGGUGAAACAUCGGUACGGCGUGUUUGAUGAAACGGGGUUCGAUGCCGACCUUCAGUAUCCAUUACACACGUCGGAAUACGGUUCUCAUCCGCCCAACUCUACUGAGCUGCAACAAGAGAAUUCCUGCACGACAUUUGCCAACAAUACCAGUGACGCUGGCCAAGAUGAUCGGCGGAACGGACAUUUCGACACGGCAUGGAAUUCGACGUCGCAAGAGGUGAAAGCGACGCCACCUCAGACUUCAAUCAUGGCAUCGUUGGACGCGGAAGAUUGGUGCGAUGGAUCGAGCCACAUCCGCUGGAUGCCGACCAAACAGAACGUGCUCUGUCAGGAGCAGAGCAUCUGGCAAGUCAUGGAGACCCACCCGGAUUUUAAACGUCCAUCGCCAUCGACCACCACUGAAUUUGUCCCGAUGACGGAUGAUCCAGCCGAACCAUCCGACGAUGGAUGGAUGGCCUUUUUCCCGCCUGAAUUUGAAUAUAUUCUACCAUCCAACGGACAUCGUUACAUCCUCGUUCUCGAUCGAACUCCAUCCAGCCGAAGAUGGAGUUUAAUCCGGCGGGCGCUCUACCGUUGGAUUCACGCUCUGCCAUCCACGGAAGACCGUGAAACUCAUUUGAGCGUGAUCGUCUCAUCGGCCAGCGAUCAUCUGGUCGUCCUUGGAUGGACCAAAGUGACGGCCGAGAAUCGCGACGGUCUCGUCGGUCGCAUCCCCCGUCGCCCUCUCGGCUCGUCCCCGCCAAUGUCCUCCGAGCAUCUCGUGUCUGCCAUCCGACUCGCUCAUCAGAUGUUGAACGAUGAAAAGGAAGCGACGUGCUGCGGAGGACAAUUGAUUGUAUUGGCUGGAACGUCGAUCGAAAUGCAAUUGGACGAGCAGCACGACGUCACCGUGCACGCCAUCGCUUUCCCGAGCAGACGGACGACGCUCAUCGAUUUGGGCGUCGUCAACGGACUUCAAUUGGCCGUCGACGACGAUGACGAAGAGACGUCGCUGACGCAAUCGCGAUUGGCUGCCGCCUUCCUCCAAAUCUUGCGCUACGACCAACUCGAUACACCUACCCAGGUUCUAGAAGAAACGGUGACGUCCACCAAUCAAAUGCAAUCUGGAACUUUCACGCUGGACGCUCCACUCGGCGCCAAUGUCCGCGUGGUGGCGCAUUGCGCAGACGAAGCUGAUCUCGACACGGUCGAAGUCGUCAGUCCGAACGGACGCGUCUACGAUCUUCCGCUCGUCUCUGACGGAAUGUUGCACAUCCGCAUUCCGCACACGGAUGAGUUUGGAGAGUGGAAUUACCGACUCAGAUUCGCACAGCCUGUCGCGUCUUCGUCGAGACAACAGGUGGCGACGACGGUGGAAGUGACUGCCCAGCCGGCCAUGACCACGACGCAAAUCUACGACCAGGCCAUCACAGUCCAGGCCUGGACGAACGUCGGACGCGUACCCGUCAAUGCCUCGCAAACGCCCAUUUUGAUUUACGCGGAAGUUAGGCGCGGACGUAGUCCCAUCGUGGACGCUAAAGUCACUGCUCUCGUCUAUCCGCCGGAAGGAUCCGACAAUUCCACUGUCCAGGGUCCUUUUCUUGUCCAGCUGUACGACAAAGGCACCGGAGAUCCGGAUAUUACGCGGGCGGAUGGAAUUUAUUCCGCUUAUUUCACCAACGCCAUCAAUCAACCUGGACAUUAUGCCGUCACCAUUCAAGUGACGGAUAACAAUAGAAAGGCAUCCAUUCCCGUCAGGAAACUCAAUCCGCCCGCAGCGGCUGCAUCCACCGACGCUUGUUGUGGCAGUUCCAUGCCUUACGAACAAACCGUUUUAGUUCAACCCUUCCGGCGGAUCAUCAGUGGUCCCAGUUUCGUCACUGUGGACGGACCCAGCGAAGACGAAGAUGUUUAUCCACCCGGAAGGAUUUCAGAUUUGCGUGUCGAGCGCAUCGUCAACGCGACCAACGAAGUCGAACUCGGCUGGACAGCGCCCGGCACGGAUUACGAUUCCGGAUCGGCUGCAUUUUAUCAGAUUCGUUGCUACACGGAUCGUUCGGCUUUGAACGAUUCCGGUUCGGCUAUUUUAGUUCACGCUUCACUCACUCCGCAACCGCUUCCGGCCGGAACGUGGCAAAAGGCCAUGGUGGCUGUCCCUUGGCCCAAUCAGAUUUUCUAUUACGCCAUCGUAGCCGUGGAUUUCGCCGGAUUGCGGGGCAAGGUCUCCAACAUCGUUCCGGUGUACAUCGAGGAACCUCCUCCGCCACCCACGACGACGACAAUCAAUCCGGUACCUCUCCUUCCGGCUGGUGAACUGGACGGCAAUAACGUCACACGACCGGAAGCCGCUUCUCAGGCCUUGUCGGAACAGCAGAUGUACGCCAUUGCGGGUGGAGUGGCUGGAUUCAUUCUACUCUUAGUUAUCCUAUCGAUCGCUGCUUGCCUAUCCAGGCGGAAGCGGAGCGACGAUCGACAAGAGAAGCCGAACAAAUCGUCAUCUUCUACUUUGAAAAUCCAAGUGGAACCGUUGAAGAUUAGCCCGUCUCAUCACCAUCCGGCGGAAGCGAAUGCUCAACAUCAGAAGGAGCAGGAAGCCACGGCUGCUGCCACGACGAAGUCCAGCAACGAAUCACGGCCCGUCUACAAGAUUUACGUCAACAACGCUUACAUCCAGGAAGAAGACGGCGAAUUAAAAAUCGUCACUCCGGACGGACGCAUCAUCCAGCGGGGCUCGCCUUGGUUCUCCUCGGCCAACACGUUGCCUCGCGGACGCAGUUUGACGAAUUUAGAAGGGCUGGAAGCCGGAACGAGUGCGACGGAUUUGAAUCACUGGUCCCUUCCGCGGGCCAAAACGUCUCCGCACCGGCACAAGGUGCUCACCAACGGAAGCAUCAUGCCCAACAGCGGAAGUCAGAGUGUCAUCAACAUCAACAAUCCGUCCUCUUCUUCCGGAGCGGGAGGUGGGGCCAUCGCUGAUGGGACGUCCAUUUCAUCCAAACCGUCCGUCUCUUCAGACGAUACGGGCAUUGAAGUCUCUGAUCAUCAGACGGAUUCUAGAGAUAGUGCUGAAAUGAUUCUGCCUCCGCCGGGAUUCGGACCCAUUCAAAAUCAUAACGGAUACAUGCCCAUGUACGCCAAUCACAAUAUGCUUCCGCCUUUGCCUCCCUCUCCGGGCAUGUCUUCUCAGCAUCAACAGGAUUCCCGUUUGAUGCGGAUGCCGAGCUUCCUGGACAACAAUAAUCCAGCGGAUCAUCACGAUGUCAGCGGCGGAUCGUUGGCUUGGCUGGGUGAUUUCCCCGACUCGAAUUUCUGCAGCCAACCGUCGAGUAGGCGGCCUUUGAUGAUUGGAUCGUCUUACGGAACAGGAAGCGAAGAUCGGACGCCUCAAAUCAGUCCGCCUCCGCCAUCAACUCCGACGUCUCAAUCUUCUGUUGUUCAUCAGCCCAGGAGGAAAACUAGGCACAUUUCGUUCGUAUAAAAGUAUUUUUGUUUUUAAAUAAUUUGACAUAUUUUUUUUUUUUUCAAAAUUGUGGAGUAAGCGAUAAAUGUACAUAUGAUGCAUCAAUUGUGAUAUACGUAUAUAAUUAUGUGAGACUUUUGAAAAUAUAAAAAUUUGUCUACCUUUGAAAUCAAAGAUGUUACGCCUCGCUCUAUUUUCAACCCGUCACGGAGAACAUGGGACAUCCGCUCAACUGCUUUUUAUUGACUUUGGCUGUAAAGAUUUUAUCAUCGUCACAGGUGUUUUUUUUUGUGUUUCAAACAACGAACGU